AUGGAUCUCCCAAACGAGCAAAUAACCGCAAACCUGCUGAGUGCAGCGAUAUGGUUGCUACUGGUGCUACUACUGAUGGCUCUCACUUUUGCAAUUCUGGGAAUUCUCGUCGGGCUUCUUUGCGCCCUGAUCACGACGGCGACCACGCUCUUUGCGUAUGCUGGGACCGACCUGUGGGAAAAUCUUGAGAGUUACUGUGAGCGAGCCCAUCGCCCUCGCCUCCUCGGGCUGGUCAGCUUAGUCGCUAAGGUCCAAACCCCCGACUCGGAGCGGGCCUUGCAACUCGACUACCUCCAGAAGAAACACGCGCUCGUGGCUGAGGCUAGCGCUCUAGUUCAGCGCCAUGCCCGGUUAGCGGCGCAAAUUGACGAAGCUCGAGAACCCCAGGACUCUGUUCCCCACUCGACAAAGGACCACUCGAUGCAACGGAACCAGCUCAUGCAAGAAUCCCACACCGUCUCGGUGCAACUACGGACGAACUGGCAGAAGAUCAAGGCACUGAGUGACGAGUACCCGGUGAAGGGUGCUUGGAUCCGGGCAGAUUCAAGGAUGGCUAAGAAACUGGAGCCCUAUGGGAAGGAGGCACAGGCGUGCCGGCUGUGGGGUGGCUGCUGGAGUGUGGUUGUUGCUGGCGGCGCGAACGGUCUCUCUUUGGCGGGGGUGAUGAUGGUGACAGCGACGCCCCAAUGGAUUGAACCAGCAUUCGGCUGCAAUCUUGGAUUUCCGAUGGGAAAUCUGAAGUGA
Aspergillus aculeatus ATCC 16872 is the source of this 744-nucleotide messenger RNA. RefSeq lists its product as uncharacterized. The record is from RefSeq and is a predicted model, not a curated record. The transcript has 3 exons. The coding region runs from base 1 to 744 and encodes 247 amino acids. Lineage: Eukaryota; Fungi; Ascomycota; Eurotiomycetes; Eurotiales; Aspergillaceae.